UGGUUUACUCUGCCUCAUUCUUUACCCCCAUGGUGUUUGGUCUUGGGAGCUCUGAGUCUCUUUGAGUGUUCGAUGAAUGGCAAAUGCAUAAGGACACACCACCCAGAUAUUUGUAUAUGAUAUUGGGUGUUGUGGCCUCCCUGAGGCUGAUGUGACCCCCCCCCCAUCCAGUGCAUGGCAGCGGAGCAGGGGUUUGAGAAGAGGAUCACUGAAAUGGGUCCGGGAGGGUGAAGGACCAUGAGGAUAAAUUUCUUAUUGUUGGAAUUGGGAGACCCACCCAUAGGGAGCCCACCCUGGGUCCUGGGUCACUGCCUCCACUGGGAGACUCAUCCCUGGGCUCCCCCUCAGAUUGGGGGCUCCUCUCCGAACAUCCUUGUCAAGAUCACCUGACUCCAGCAGCUGCCAAAGCCCUGGGCAACGCCAAGAGCCUCCUGGCCUCAAACGGGUUGGGCGACAUUCACUUCCCUCCACUGUCCUCCAGACCUGCUCAGUCAUUAAGAAAUGCCUCAGCGGCGGCUGUCACAGUAACAGCAGCAGGAAGACGUGCUGUCUGCCCAGCACCUGUGGGUGGCUCAGAUCUGCUCCGCGGAGGACGUGGUGGAGAGGUGGAUGCUGAUCCCAGCAAAUUAUACAUAUCCACUACUCUAAAGUUUCAUGAAGGACCUUCUUGAACCGGCUUAUCUUCGAUGCCAAAGGCUUCGAUCCCAGUGACUUUGGCCAUUUCCAACAUAUCAGACACAUCCUCGAAGGAUGAAAAUCUGCCUUUGCCAAGGUUAACCAGGAGGUUCUCUCUCACUGCCUCAGGCAGCGCAGUAAGAAUCUGAAGAAUGAGUGAGCUGUGGCAGGCGGAGGUACGAGCCCACAGCUCCCUGCCGUGACUACACAGAGGGCCAGCAGGCAUUUGGAUGUCUAAGGCCCUGCCUUGGCAGAGUGGCCAUGUCCGAAGGAGAGAGCAAAGACAGCUCGGGCAGCGAGUGCCCCGUGUGCUACGAGAAGUUCCGCGACCUGGAGGGCGCCAGCCGCACGCUGAGCUGCGGCCACGUGUUUUGCCACGACUGCCUGGUCAAGUACCUGCUCUCCACCCGCGUGGACGGCCAGGUCCAGAGGACCAUCGUCUGCCCCAUCUGCCGCUACGUCACCUUCCUCAGCAAGAAGAGCUCCCGCUGGCCCUCGGUGCUGGACCGGAGCUCGCAGACCCUGGCCGUGCCCAUGGGCCUGCCCGACGCCCUGGGCCACACGAACCCCCAGGUGUGGAGGCCGGCCCCCAGCCAGGGCGCCCAGCCCCCCUCAGACCCGCCACCUGGCCUGGUCCGGGAGCCCCAGGUCUUUGUCAUUAGCCGCCACGGGAUGCCCCUGGGGGAGCAGGACAGCGUGCUGCCCCGCCGCAGCCUGGCCGAGCUGUCUGAGGCGUCACCGGCCCCCAGUGCAGGCCGGGCCUUCUGCUGCCGCUCACGGGCCCUGCUGCUCAUCACGCUCGUCGCAGUGGUGGCUGUGGUGGCCGCCAUCCUGCCCUGGGUGCUGCUGGUGAGGAAGCAGGCCUGAGCGCCACCCUGGGCUGAGUGUAGCUGGCGGGGGAGGGGGGGCCUGGAUGGGGCGAGACCCCAGGGCCAGCAGUCUGGACCCUGGAUGGCGUCCCCACCUCCCACACCACCUGCCCCAUGGGGGGAGGCUGGGCGCUGAUGAUCUCUACGGCUGGAGCUGAGCUCUGGGCCCAAACCCAAACUCCAUGCAUCCAGGGUACAAAAUGGGGUGCCAACCCUUUCUGGGAGCAACAGCUAUGUCCCUCCCUGGAUGGGGGGCUAUCCUCAACAGAUACUUCCCCCUCCUCCAGGCUGGAACUGAGCAAGGUGGGAAGACAGGUGGUCCCCCUCGUACUAUGGGGUCACCAGCCCUGAGAUGUGGUCCCUAUCUGCCAGGUGACCCACCUGAAGCCAGGUGGGGCCAGAUGGGGCCCUAUAGUGGCUGGAUGGGGGCUCCAAGGCAGGACUCGUCCAGGUCAGAGUUCCCACCCAGGCUUCUCUAGCUGGCUCGCAGGAACAAACAGAAGGAGUGGCUCAGGGGUCAAAGCACCUUUCCCAGGAUCUCAGCAACCACCCAUGAGCCUACAGCUGGGCAAGCAUAUGCCUUCCCGCCCCCAAAUCACCAGCCUGUAAGGUCUUCGCUGGUGGAGAAGCUGAUCUCAGAGGCUGUGGCCUAGGAUUUCUGGGAGACAUGACAGGAAAGCAUCAUCCUGGGGAAUGUGGCAACAUCAAGGCACAGGAGUGGAGGCUAGAGGUCUCUGCAAGCCUCCCAAGCCCAAGGAGUGGUCCAAAGUUUGAAUCCUGGAGUUCCCAAGGAUGGACUGGUGGGCCAGGAGCACAGGGGGAGCCUGAAGGCCGAGACUUGAGUCAGCGGAGAGCUAUGCGGGCAAAUUAACCCCUAGGGGCUGCCCCCACUCCUUCCUAGCCCAGGUCCUCCUCCUCCUCCUCAUGACCCAACCACUUAUUAGAGGCCACACCAGCUGGGCCAGUUUCCCUGGGCGGAUUCCCAGCUGGGCAAGGAUGGGUGUGCUUGUCAGGGACGCCACUGUCUCAACAAAUGCUGAACCCCAGCUCCUGCCAACCCCACCCUGGGCUGUGCUAGGGCUCCGCGGGGACGGCCACUCAAGAAGCCUCAGACUGGGUCUUGCCUGUGGGGCAAGUCACUUGCAGACAGCUGUUUUCUAUUUAGUAAGGGCCAUGAUCUUUAUUUUUGAAUUAAAAACAACAAAAACUUCCAGAUCCUCUCUCAAACAGGUGGUUGUUCACAAGCCAGGCGUGCCAGCAGCUAAGUCCCCCUGCAACUUAUACCUCCCUCGGCAAAGGUCACUAUCGGUGGGGAAAGAAACAGCACCCUGCCUUUUAUCUGGUUCCCAAGUCCCCAGACCCAUUUGGGGACCCCUGGGGAAUGGGGUUCCCCCCCAGAGGGGAUAUUUGGGACACAUGGAGAGCUGAUUGAAAACACUUAUGGUCUUCUUUAUGCUCUUUUCAAGACUAGAGAAGCACAUAGGUGCUAUUUGGGGAGGGAUACAGGUGGGUUCAUGGGAAAUAUAUUUAUUAUAGGACUAAAAAUGCUAAAUUUACAAAGACUCCAAUGAGUCUUGUUUUAACCUCAGCCAGGCUGCUUUAAACAACGUCAUGAAUUUCUGGGGAUGUGAUUCUCAGAUUCCGUUGCAUUUGCCAAAAGUUGAUUUCAAAAUACCCGCAGUGUUUUCAUAUUGUUCAGAGGUGACUCCCAGACGGCACUUCUUUUAUUUUCAGAGAAUGUCGAAUGGCUAUUUUAUAAAUAAAGGUAUAUGUAUAUUUUCUCAAA
This is a messenger RNA of Canis lupus familiaris (dog), 3330 nucleotides long. RefSeq names its product ring finger protein 222 (gene RNF222). The coding region runs from base 937 to 1542 and encodes 201 amino acids. The transcript has 4 exons. NCBI's taxonomy places the organism in Eukaryota, Metazoa, Chordata, Mammalia, Carnivora, Canidae. The record is from RefSeq and is a predicted model, not a curated record.